UGAAUAAUUACAGCCAAAAAGUUAUUCGCGCCACCACCAACCGCAGACAGGCGACGAAGACUUGGUAGCCUCUCAGUCUCAGGUCCACGCCCAUCCUCGCCGCCGGCGACACCCACCCAGAGAUCCAGAUCCAGAGGAGGCUGCUCUGUACUCAGCCGGCGGGAUGGAGAUCGCGGUGGGCGCGCUGUCGGGCAUGGUGGAGGCGCUGCCGGGCAAGCUGGGCGAGCUGCUGCAGCAGGAGUACGACCUGCUCUCCGGCGCCCGCGGGGACGUCGCCUUCUUCCAGGCCGAGCUGAGAACCAUGAACGCCGCCGUCGUGCGCUGCGAGGCCCUCGAGGAGCCCGACGUCCAGACCACCGGCUGGAUCGCCCAGGUCCGCGACCUCGCCUUCGACAUCGAGGACUGGGUCGACCUCUUCGCCCACCGCGUCGACGCCGGCGGCACCCACGACGCCACCUCCCACCGCUUCUCCCGCUGGAUCCGCCGGCUCACCACCAUCCCCGACCGCCACGUCAUCGCGACCGAGCUCAAGGAGCUCCGGGCGCGCGUCGUCGAGGUGAGCGAGCUGCGGAAGCGCUACAGCCUCGGCCCGCAGAUACCGUCUCGUCACGCGCCCGCCGUCGACCCCCGCAUCUUCGCGCUCUACGCCGACAGCGCCGGCCUCGUCGGCAUGGACGGGCCGCGGGACGAGGUGGCGGAGAUGGUGACCGGACAGGACCCGGACGGCCUCAAGGUCGUUUCCAUCGUCGGGAUGGCUGGCUCCGGGAAGACGACGCUUGCCAGGGAGGUGUAUAGGUUGGUCAACGCCGGGUUCAAGUGCCGCGCGUCGGUUUCGGUCGGCCGGAGCUCAGACGUCGGCAAGGUGCUCGGCGAUAUGCUGUCCCAAGUGGACGGCAGAGGACGAGGUGAUGCUGGCGAUGUGAAUCAAUUGAUUGGGAGGCUGAGGCAGCAUCUGCAAGAUAAGAGGUAUCUUGUUAUGAUUGAUGAUUUAUGGAGUGUUCAGACUUGGGAGAUAAUCAAACACUGUUUUCCAGAGAACAAUCUCGGGAGUCGGAUAAUCACUACAACAAGAAUUGAGGCUGUUGCAAAAACAGCUGCAGGUGUCCAUGUUUACAAGACUUGUCUUCUUGAUGAAGCCGAUGCUGAAACCUUGUUUUCCCAAAGAGCUUUUGGGAGUGUGGGUGGGUGCCCUGCCCAUUUGAAGGAUGUUUCAGCUCAGAUCAUGAAAAAGUGUGGUGGUUUGCCACUUGCUAUAGUGAGCGUGGGUGGCUUAUUAGCCAGCAAGGUGCGCACAACAGAUGAAUUUGAGCGGUCAGGACUGGAAUGGCGCACAAAUUCAGAGCUACAAGGGUUGAAACAGAUCAUCAAACUCAGCUACAGUGAUCUUCCUGCCAAUCUCAAGGCGUGUCUCUUACACCUAAGCAUAUUUCCCGAGAACCAUGAGAUCGAAAUAGAGCGUCUUGCGAGGCGUUGGGUUGCUGAAGGGUUCAUCAAUGAACAGCGUGGCACAAGCAUGGAGGAAACAGCGAGAAACUACAUCAGCGAGCUCAUUGGCAGAAACUUAAUCCAACCAUCACAGCUGAAUCAUGAUGGCACCCAUAGGAGCUACGUUCUUCAUCCAGUAAUACACGAUUUCAUCAUUUGCAAGUCCAUGGAAGACAACUUUGUUGCUCUGGUACAUGCUCAGCAGCAAGAUGUCCCACCUGUCAAUGGCACUGUCCGACGGCUAUCUUUGCUGAAUAGUGGUAAGCAUGAUCAGGCCGCUGCACAAAUCGAUGGGGCAAAAGUAUCUCGUGCUCGCUCGAUCACCGUAUUUUCUCACACCGGUCGCACGCCUCGUCUGAAUGAACUCAGUGUACUGCGGGUUCUUGACCUUGAAGGCUGUCAAGGUCCACUGUGCCUUGAUGGUCUCUACAAAUUGCUGCUUCUGAGGUACUUGAACCUCAAGGGAACAGAUGUCAGCAACCUCCCUGCACAGAUCGGAGAGCUAAGAUGCCUGGAGACACUGGACGUGAGAUCCACAAAGGUGAAAGAGCUACCUCCGAGCAUUCUCAGGCUGGAAAAGUUAAUGCAUUUGCUCGCCGGGAACGCCAAGUUGCCGAGUGGGAUAACCAAGAUGAAGUCACUGCUGACACUUUCAUGCAGCAAUAUCGGGAAGAGUGCUGAUGCGGAUAUCAUUCAAGAGCUCAGUAAUAUGGCAAGCUUGCGGGAACUGGAAUUAUUUUGUAAUGUUCCUCGGGCGUCUGAGGACAAGAAACAAGUCGCAUUUCCGAGUGAUGGAUUUCAGAGUCUUAAGAAGCUUUCGAUAAGGUGCAGCUUGCCAUCUGUGACCUUUGUGACCGACGCUUUAUCGAAGGUUGAAGUGCUUGAGCUAAAGUUUGAAGAAGGCCUUUCAAAGGAGUCGAGUGGUGUGUCUGGCGUUGAGCACCUGUCAGGCCUGAAGCAUAUGAUCAUCGAAUUUUCGCAGCAUGAUGUGGGUGCUGCGGCAGCAAUGGCUGCAGUCAAGAAGACUACUGAGAAGGUCCACCCUAAUUGUCAAGUGAUCAUCAUGAGUGUUGAUAAGAAGAUCGGCAAAUAGAGUUUGGAGCAUUGUGCCCAUCUGAUUCCGAGUAAGCAUGAGCGGUGUCCAGAUGUAAUAUACCUUCUGAUGGAGACGGUCAGGGGGCAUUUGAUGAUUUAUUUCAACACACUUCCUUCAACAGCGUUAUUAUGAUUUGUUUAGUUAAUUGGUUUGAAUAAUUGAUGCCCCUAGAACUUGGUAUUUCAUUCCUCAAAUUAAAUGUAUGAUGUUUUCUGACAUUGUUACUUGCUUCUAUGCCCAUGGACGUUAAGCCGUGAACAAUGCAUUGUGUUUUACAGUAAUUGCUAAAGGGUGUAUCUUUUAGAAACUUGAUUUUGCUUUCAGUUUCAGUCCAAA
Triticum aestivum (bread wheat) is the source of this 2917-nucleotide messenger RNA. RefSeq names its product disease resistance protein Pik-2. The transcript has 2 exons. Gene Ontology annotation, molecular function: ADP binding; ATP hydrolysis activity. The coding region runs from base 164 to 2578 and encodes 804 amino acids. The record is from RefSeq and is a predicted model, not a curated record. NCBI's taxonomy places the organism in Eukaryota, Viridiplantae, Streptophyta, Magnoliopsida, Poales, Poaceae. Gene Ontology annotation, biological process: defense response to other organism.